Doryrhamphus excisus (bluestripe pipefish) is the source of this 1061-nucleotide messenger RNA. RefSeq lists its product as uncharacterized. Gene Ontology annotation, molecular function: DNA binding. Gene Ontology annotation, biological process: nucleosome assembly. NCBI's taxonomy places the organism in Eukaryota, Metazoa, Chordata, Actinopteri, Syngnathiformes, Syngnathidae. The record is from RefSeq and is a predicted model, not a curated record. Gene Ontology annotation, cellular component: nucleosome.
GGAGGUCACAUUCAGCUCCGUUUUAUGAAAUGCUUUUCUCCAAAUCUACUGAGCAGUUAUGAGUUCAUUUUAAAGGAGUUUGCCUGGAGAAUUUUUGAGAGGUCAGGCAUGGGUGUCGGGGUUCAGACUCCAAGGUUCUCAGGAGGACUUGACACUGGAGAACUAGAAAAGACUGAAACUCACCCCAAUCCAGGACAAGGCACAAUGUCCACUACGAAAUCUCCGGCUCGGAGGAGGAGAUCCAGAUCCAGGAAAAGAGGAGCGGUUGUGGUGUCCAACCUCAUCCUGAACGCUGUCUCGUACGGAGGCCAGUCGGGCGUGACGCUGUUGGGCCUGAAGAGGGUCCUGAAAGCCAAUGGCUACGACGUUCCCAGGAACCGAACCAGGAUUCGCUUAGCUCUCCGUAGACUGGUGGCCAGGAAGUACAUCGUCCGCACCACGCGAGGAGGUCGUGGUGCCUUCAGGCUCAACGUGUACCGGCGAGGUGGCCGCUACAGAAUGAGACGGAGAAGGAGGAGGAGAUAUGGAAGGCGCAGGAGGAGAAGAAGGGGGCGCAGAAGGAGGAGGAGGAGAAGGACGCGGAGGAGAAGGUACAGGAGGAGCCGCUACAGGAGGAGACGCAGGAGGUCCACUCCUGGGAGGAGGAGAAGGAGGAGGAGAAGAUCUGUCAGGAGAAGGCGGAGAUCUGUCAGGAGGAGAAGGAGAAGAAGGUACCCCAGGCGUCGCCGCAGGCUGAGGAGGGUCAGACGCAGGAGGGGCAGGUCCACCCGCAGGAGGAGGAGGAGAAGGAGGAGGAGGAGGAGGCUGAGCAGGCUCUGAAGACUUCCCUGUGUUUCCUCAUAUAUUUACUCAGUUUGCUUUUCUAUAAACCUGUACUGCUAUCAUGUUUGCUAGCACCUGUACUGCUAUCAUGUAUGCUAGCACCUGUACUAUCAUGUAUGCUAGCACCUGUACCGCUAUCAUGUAUGCUAGCACCUGUACCGCUAUCAUGUAUGCUAGCACCUGUACCGCUAUCAUGUAUGCUAGCACCUGUAUUAUUAUCAUAUUCCCUACAAACUAAU